AUGGAACCAGGGAAUGAUACACAAAUUUCAGAAUUCCUUCUUCUGGGAUUAUCAAAAGAACAAGAACUGCAGCCCCUCAUAUUUGGGCUUUUCCUUUCCAUGUACCUGACCACCUUGUUUGGAAACCUACUUAUCAUCCUGGUUGUCAGCCUUGAAGCCCACCUCCACACACCCAUGUACUACUUCCUCUCCAACCUGUCCUUUGUAGACAUCUGUUUCACCUCCACCACCAUCCCAAAGAUGCUGCAGAACAUAAGGACACAGAGGAAAGUAAUAACCUAUGAAGGAUGCAUCGCCCAGAUGUAUUUUUUCAUACUCUUCGCAGUAUUGGACAUGUUCCUUUUGACCGUGAUGGCCUAUGACCGAUUUGUGGCCAUCUGCCACCCCCUGCACUACACAGUCAUCAUGAAAUCCUGGCUCUGUGGACUGCUGGUUCUGGUGUCCUGGGUGAUGAGUGCCCUGAAUUCCUUGUUACAAAGCUCAAUGGUAUUGAGACUGUCCUUCUGUACAGAAUUGGAAAUCCCCCACUUUUUCUGUGAAAUUAAUCAGGUGGUCCAACUUGCCUGUUCUGACACGUUUCUUAAUGACAUAGUGAUGUAUUUUGCAGCUGGGAUGCUGGGUGGUGUUUCCCUCAUUGGGAUUCUUUACUCAUAUUCCAAGAUAGUUUCCUCUAUAAGAGGCAUCUCAUCAGCUCAAGGGAAGUAUAAAGCUUUUUCCACCUGUGCAUCUCACCUCUCAGUUGUAUCCUUAUUUUAUUGUACAAUGCUAGGAGUGUACCUUAGCUCUGCUGCUACCCACAGCUCACACUCAAGUGCAAUCGCUUCAGUGAUGUACACUGUGGUCACACCCACGCUGAACCCCUUCAUCUACAGUCUGAGGAACAAAGACAUAAAGAGGACUCUGAAAACUAUGUUUUCCUCUAGGAGUUUUUUCCUUGAUGUGGAAACCGGUCGAGGUGCUGGGCUUUCCAGCCUUUUGGAGCAGCGUGCACCGCCCCAGCGAACACUGCACCCAGACGCAGCGGCACAGGUUCACCUGGAGGGCCACUUCCCCAAAGCUGGCUCAUCCAGUACAGAGCAAGGCCAGGGCUCAUCUGUGAAAAGUGGGCCACGAUCUGCAGCUGCUGGUAGCUGUGGAAGUACUUGGCAGCCACUAGCUACCCAUAGUCCUGGAGGGAAGAGGAUGAGGCAACACCGGCAGAGGAGGAGGCCAAGCGAGGGUAGCCCCUGUCUGGUGCAACCAGCCUCACCACCACUGCCCUCCUGCCCUUGGCGGCUGGAACGUACAGGUACCAGCAGAGGGCGCAUGCCUGUUACAUGCAGCCAUCCAGCACAGAAGGUAAGAAGAGUUACAAGAAACUGUGAUUCACCAAGAAACAGCAGCUUUGCACAUAUUCCCAAGUAG
This is a messenger RNA of Hippopotamus amphibius kiboko, 1404 nucleotides long. RefSeq names its product olfactory receptor 7A17-like. The transcript is spliced from 4 exons. Bases 1 to 1404 code for a protein of 467 amino acids. Gene Ontology annotation, cellular component: membrane. Gene Ontology annotation, biological process: G protein-coupled receptor signaling pathway. The record is from RefSeq and is a predicted model, not a curated record. Lineage: Eukaryota; Metazoa; Chordata; Mammalia; Artiodactyla; Hippopotamidae. Gene Ontology annotation, molecular function: G protein-coupled receptor activity; olfactory receptor activity.